AUGAAUGCUGGCACGGGCAGGGCGGGCGUCAUAAGCGCUCCAGAUGAUGCUGCUCCGAUGGAUAAGUUGGCACAUGCUGUACUAGACGAUGUGCUUUACAACGUUCUGAGCGAUCUAUUGAUGAAGACGCACCGCGAAGAGAAGACUGCGAGAGCUACCACCGCUGCCAUUCGCAUCGAGAAGCUGGCAUCCGACGCGUCCGACAGCUCAACGCCAGACUCAAAACCGGACGUACGGAUUGAGACCGACGCCGCUAUAUACGAGGAUGGAAAAGUAUUGCUGAAGGGCAAUCCUCUCAAGACGACCGCUGAGAUUCUGUGCCCCCGAUGCCAUCUGCCCCGACUCCUAUACCCGACGGACGGAAAAGGCGCUCAAAAACCAGAUCCCGGUGUCAUCUACUGCAAGAAACAUCCUUAUAUUGAUAAGCCUGGGUGCGACAUCUAUGGUCAGAGCUGGGUUCCUCAAGGUCCCGGUCGAGGCAAGAAGAAGAAGGACAUGGAAAAGAAUAAUACCGAUUCUCCCAAUACCGAACAGCGACCGCCCAAUGUUCUUUCUUUCCCCUCCGCUACUUGCAGCAAAUGCAAGCGUUGCAUUCUCGUCACUCGACUGAAUAACCAUAUGGGCUCGUGCAUCGGGAACAGUGGUCGCAAUGCCAGUCGAGCUGCAGCGCAGAAGUUGAGUAAUGGCGGAUCUCAGAAUGACACAACGCCACCUUCAUCACAAAAGGCGACUCCUGCGCCAGGCUCCCGCGCCGCCAGCCCGAAGAAGCGCGAUGCCAGCGAUGAAGAGGAAGAUUCUGAGAACAGUCACAAGAAAAAGAAGCUCAAGCCUACUUCCUCGGUCACCAAGAAGGUGAUUCUCAAGACGAAGCCGAGCCUCAAAAAGGACAAACCCAAGGGCCUGUCGUCCUUAAGCCAGGAGCAAAAGGCCGACUACAGCAACAGUGAAUCCGUUGAGGUGGCACCCAAGAAGGUUGUGUCUAAGGGUAUCAGUCCUGUUAAGAAGCUUAAGAUGAACAAACCUCCGCUGGGGUCACCCAAGCCCAAGUCUAGCCUCAUCCGCGAGGCAACUGGAGAAUCAGAAUCUUCAGACACUCUCUCAUCCCCUCCCCAGUAG
Messenger RNA from Fusarium fujikuroi IMI 58289, 1116 nucleotides. RefSeq lists its product as uncharacterized. Bases 1 to 1116 code for a protein of 371 amino acids. Lineage: Eukaryota; Fungi; Ascomycota; Sordariomycetes; Hypocreales; Nectriaceae. The record is from RefSeq and is a predicted model, not a curated record. The transcript has 2 exons.